This is a messenger RNA of Penicillium concentricum, 1401 nucleotides long. RefSeq lists its product as uncharacterized. NCBI's taxonomy places the organism in Eukaryota, Fungi, Ascomycota, Eurotiomycetes, Eurotiales, Aspergillaceae. Gene Ontology annotation, molecular function: protein binding. The transcript is spliced from 2 exons. The record is from RefSeq and is a predicted model, not a curated record. The coding region runs from base 1 to 1401 and encodes 466 amino acids.
AUGGCUGGGUCAUUGCCGCUCGAAACUCUUCAGCAGAUAUUUUCUUAUCAGCCAGACAGCGUGAUACAGUAUGCUUGUGUCUGUCGACAGUGGCAGGCCGCCGCUGAGACAUUCACCUUCGCCGAGCUGCAUAUCAAUUCAGAGGACCUUGAAAGCUUCCGUCACAUUGUCGCUUCCUCCCGCUGCCCUGGUCGAUACUUCCAUGUCAGAUCUCUGUACUUCAAAGUUGUUCUUCCGGUGUACAGUCACCGAGCCCGAGGCCGCUAUGAAAAUGAAGAUGAUCGCCACGCCAACAACAAGGUCUUCACGCAAGCCAUAACAUCUCUCUUCGACAUUCUGAGUUCAUGGCCAGAUUAUGAUCGAUACCAGAUAGUACUUCAGAUCUAUGCCCGGUCUCCAAGUGAUUGGCAAGCGGAACCGGACUGGACUACAAGACGUGGCCGACAACAACUAGGCUAUGCUUUCCCAGAGCAGGAUCUCCUACAUCGGCGCUACGAACGUUCGUACCUGCAGCUGACGAAAAAGGUACCCCUCCCCGAUGUCAAGUGCAUUACUACAUUCGAAGUGAGGGGCAGUGAUACUCUCCGCAAUAUUGCACCGGAUGCGGUUUCCGGGAUGGUAUCUCAUUUCCCUCGACUGGAAACUAUCAUUGCUAGCCUGCGUGACAACGAGCCAAAGGAUGCCGAAAUAUCUGAUAGUCUUGGAAUUGAUUUCUCCCUUACCGGCUGGCCUCGCUCACUGCGACAGUUAGACCUGCGAUACGAGGCAAUGCCACCCCUUGCCGACAACUUCUCCGCACCAUUCAGCCCAAUCCCCGAUUUUCGAUGCCGUGCUUUGCACCAAUUGACUCAGCAGCUGGAAAGUGUUGACUUGUUACAAAUCAUGAUCGGCCCUGAGUUAUUCUGGCCGUCAGAUGCCAGUCACACUGCUCCAUUCUGGCCAAUCCUUACCAAAUUUACCGCGAGCUGUAGGUACCUUCCCCCCUAUGGUUUCAUUCCCUUUGGUGAAUCCCGAAAAUUGGACGAAUCUUCCUCUCCUGUCCCGUCGGAUGUCUCUCUCGAACAAUCUGAUGAGCAGCGACAAAAUUUGUAUCCCCGAAUGCUAAGAAAAUACUUGGAUGAGCUGUUCCUUGCUGCUGGGCGGGCUGCCCAGUGUAUGCCUCGGUUAAGUUACAUGGAAAUCGAUAUUGGUACACUUCGUGUGCCCGCCUUUGAGUUUUGUUUCAGAUACGAUGCAACUUUGGGCACAGCAACAUGGACGACCUUCUCAGAGUUCUGCCUAUUGAAGGAAGUUCACGAGGCCUGGGAUGUUGCGGCAAAGAGUCAUGGCCAUGCUCAGAUAAGUGCAGAUGUUCUUUCGGCUGAGUCAAGUCUUUCUGACGAGUCAAGUUUGUCCCCGUGA